AUGCUCGGUCGAGUCCACGCGCGCUGCUUCAGGGCGUCCGCGCCGCGCGCCGGCGGAGCACACAAUCCCGAGUGGCUCGCCCCCGACCACAACACGUGGGCGACACACAUCAACCACCGCAUGUUUAUGCCGAUCGUUUACAUGUACAUGUGCCCCGUCGCGCUCGUGCUUUCACCAUCGAUGCUGGCGAUGCCACUGGACUUGGCGAUGGGUGUCCUCAUCCCGGUGCACGCCCACUGCAAUGCCAACAUGAUCAUCUCCGACUACGCACACUGGAUCACCAAGGCCAAGUGGUUUGACACCGCGCUGCGCAUGGCGCUCGUGCCCGUGACAGGCACUCUCACCCGCCUAACCUUCCUUGGCCUUCUCAACCUCAACCUGCGCGGCCCGGGGCUGACCGAGUCGGUCAAGGCGCUCUGGCGAAAGCCGGCCGAGCCGUGA
Molecule: messenger RNA, 441 nt
Organism: Emiliania huxleyi CCMP1516
Lineage: Eukaryota; Haptophyta; Isochrysidales; Noelaerhabdaceae
Exons: 3
Coding region: 1-441 (146 amino acids)
Biological process (GO): tricarboxylic acid cycle; mitochondrial electron transport, succinate to ubiquinone
Cellular component (GO): mitochondrial envelope; membrane
Molecular function (GO): heme binding; ubiquinone binding
Source: RefSeq, a predicted model, not a curated record